This is a messenger RNA of Gracilinanus agilis (Agile Gracile Mouse Opossum), 762 nucleotides long. It is a transcript of the gene MS4A12, whose product is annotated as membrane spanning 4-domains A12. NCBI's taxonomy places the organism in Eukaryota, Metazoa, Chordata, Mammalia, Didelphimorphia, Didelphidae. Gene Ontology annotation, cellular component: plasma membrane. Bases 1 to 762 code for a protein of 253 amino acids. The transcript has 6 exons. The record is from RefSeq and is a predicted model, not a curated record. Gene Ontology annotation, biological process: cell surface receptor signaling pathway.
AUGGCAUCAGACUCUCACUCAUGGCUUGACAGAGUUCAUGAAAAUCCUCCUAAUCCAUGCCUACAAAGUAAUACUGGACCCUCCAACUUUUCGCAUCCUCUAGGUCCACUCAAUAUGGCAAAGCAGCCCUCAGUGGGUCAGUAUCCUCAAAUCAAUAGUCUCCAGAAUCAAAGUACUAUACAUGCUGCAAACUCAGUUAAAGCGACAUCAGAUUUACGCUUUAAAGAAUUCGGGAAGCCACUAGGGGCUAUCCAGAUCGUGAUUGGUCUGAUGCACUUGGGCUUGGGGAUUAUUCUGAGUCUUCUUUCUGUAGACAUUGAUGUCCUCUAUUCUGGUUAUGCCACUUUGUCCUUUAAGAGUGGAUACCCUUUCUGGGGAGCCAUCGGGUACAUAUGUUCUGGAUCUUUCUCCAUAUUAGCAGCAAGCAGUCCUACACCUUAUUUGGUAAAAAGCACCCUAGGAAUGAACAUUGCCAGUGCCAUUUGUGCUAUAGUUGGCAUCAUUCUGUUGCUGCUAGAUAUGACUCUCAAUGGUAGAAUAAUCAAUCAAAACUACUGGGCAAAGGUUUCUGGGCAAGGGAUUUCAACUAUGCUGGUAAUCUUCUCUCUCUUAGAAUUAGGCAUCAACGGUAAGACUUCAGGUUUCAUCAUGGAAAUGCUCAUGAAUAAGGAUUUGCCAGUUAUGGUUAUGCUGAAUACAUAUGCAGCCAAUUCCUACAUUCCUGAUACGUCAACAGGGGCAAUUGGGUGGCACAGUAGAUAG